This is a messenger RNA of Suillus clintonianus, 972 nucleotides long. RefSeq lists its product as uncharacterized. Lineage: Eukaryota; Fungi; Basidiomycota; Agaricomycetes; Boletales; Suillaceae. The record is from RefSeq and is a predicted model, not a curated record. The transcript has 6 exons. The coding region runs from base 1 to 972 and encodes 323 amino acids.
AUGAACGGAGGCUUGAAAGAGGUUUUGAAACUUGAAGAGGGUGCCUUAGCGUUAGUGAAUGCUGCCACCAUCAAUAGCCAGGCUUGCGAUUUGCAAUUUAUGGAGCGGCUGGGACAGUCUAUCGCAGCUAGGCUUUUGAAGGUCUGUGGUAUCGGCCUUGUGGCCUGGCUACUCUUUGGUGUGUUUACCCACCCUGGAUUCAAUAUCGCGCGCGAAGUUCCCGCCUACUACGAGUUUUGGACAGACUUCAACGAGCCUGGUUAUUCUGGUCCCAGCGACGGGGCAGUCCUCAGCGAGUCACUUUUCACCCUUCCUGUCGACUCUGACGUCCUGUAUCUCAUCUCUCGGGGUGCCUUCCAGUACGGCACUGUUACUGUGGAGCAGUCCAUAGAGGCCUCAGAUUCUGUCAUCGUACGCGUCCGCGCUGCAUAUCAUAUGGAAGAGGCCUUUGAACGUGCAUAUGUUUGUCACCUCAAGCGCCAGGCAAAUGAGACUGGAAUCGCCAUCUAUACCCCAAAGAGCCGUCUUCCUAGACAAGAUAACAAAGAUCAGCUCAUGCUUGAUGUCACAUUGACUCUACCCGCAAGCGCGGGCGAGGAUGUCCUCGACAUUAAGAGUUUAGCGACCUCCGCACCGCUCUUCCGCCACGAGGUUGCAGCGUUGUCAGACACUGUGUUCUUUAUUAGUAUUUCGUUGAACACUUUGCAUUUGCCCAUCAAUGUCCAGUCUGUAGCAGCGGAGACAGAGAUUUUUACAACCGCUAACGGGCACAUCGAAGGACACUUCCAUUCAACGUCGUCUCUUAAACUCGUCACAACUAACAUGGCCAUUGACGCAGAUGUCAACCUGUUCCAUGACGAAGUUGCAAAACCAUUGGAGUUGGUCACGACAACCGCAAAUGCCCCCCUUGAUGCACGUGUAUCUUUGACUACUGCCUCGGGAUAUGCGGGAGAAUUCAAAGUCGAUGCAUAG